Messenger RNA from Aureococcus anophagefferens, 969 nucleotides. RefSeq lists its product as hypothetical. The record is from RefSeq and is a predicted model, not a curated record. Gene Ontology annotation, biological process: protein phosphorylation. The transcript is spliced from 3 exons. NCBI's taxonomy places the organism in Eukaryota, Pelagophyceae, Pelagomonadales, Pelagomonadaceae. Gene Ontology annotation, molecular function: ATP binding; protein serine/threonine kinase activity. The annotation marks the transcript as partial.
AUGGGCUCGGUCGCAUCUGUCUCUGCGGAGUGUCGCGCUGCUGCUGACGCCGAUGUUGGCGUCGGUUCUGUCGAGCGACAAAUCGACGAUGAUGAUAUUGAAGUACGAGGCCUUCACGCGUUUACACUCGAAAAGAAAGUGGGGCAAGGUGCCUUUGGCUGUGUGUGGCGCGCCCGGCGGAAACAUCAAGACGGUGGCCUUGUCGCUAUCAAAGUCCAAGACAAAGACCAUAUUUCCCAGCAUGGCCAGGCAUCGCAUGUCAUUGCGGAGCGAAAUAUUUUGUCUCGGCUGCAAUGUCCAUUCAUUGUCCAGCUGUUGUACGCAUUUCAAAACCACGAGCAUGUCUACCUAGUUCUUACUUGGGCAUCCGGUGGCGACCUGUUUUCCUUGAUGGGGAGAAUGAAUCGUCUUUUCUCUGAGACUGAGGCCCAAUUCUACAGUGCAGAGAUCACGUGUGCCCUGGACCAUCUUCACAACCAUAACAUCAUUUUUCGCGACCUAAAACCAGAGAAUGUGCUCCUCGGUGAUGACGGACACGUCCUCCUCACCGACUUCGGGCUCGCUAAAGAUGUACGGAAGGAACUUGCGCGCUCAAUAUGUGGCACCCCAGAAUUCAUGGCGCCCGAAGCCUGGACGGGUUGUAACAUAAGCGCCUCGAUAGACAUGUGGGCGUUGGGGUGUCUUGUUUAUUUGAUGAUGGUGGGUGUGACUCCUUUUUUUGACCCUGAAAAACGACGAUACGAUCGUACACGUGCGCUUCGAGAGGGAGCGUAUAGAACUAUCAGCACGGUCUUUGGGGUUAAAGAUCCUCCAUCUAGCGAUGCUGACGAUUUCGUUGCGGCACUGCUGCGUAUUGAUCCAGUUGAUCGGCUAGGAGCCCCAGGAGGCAUUAAGGUGGCAACACACUCAUGGCUCGUCGCGGUAGACUGGGUGGCAUUACGGGAGAAGCGUGUUGCACCACCAAUGCUC